AGUUAUCUCAAUCCUUUCCUUACUCACUCACAUUCCUUUCCUUACUCACUCACAUACAACCAAUAUUUCAAACAAAUUAUAUAAAGUAAUGGCAUACUUGUGGUUGGAAAAUGAUCACAGAUCCAAUGAAGAACAUAUCAGAAGAUGGGAUGCACAGGGUGCACCUCUCGUCACCCGUACUAGACAACACAUAAUACCAAGUCCUCAUAUUGAAGAGUAUCUACGUCAAACCGGAUUUUUUGAGGUUUCUCAAAUAGGGCGUUACAAAAUCGAUAGACACAUCGUAACCGCUCUUGUAGAAAGGUGGCGGUCUGAAACACAUACUUUUCAUUUUCGAACGGGUGAAUGCACAAUCACGUUGGAAGACGUAUAUAUGUUACUCGGAUUACCUUUUUGCGGACCAUUUGUUACGGCUCCUCCAAAUCUUGCGUGGAACAUUUGUGCUCAAUUGUUGGGAAUAACUCCUCCAGCAAAUAAAACUGAUGGUUUUACCCUCUCAUUGUCGUGGUUAAAGGAUAAUCUGGUCGAUAAUAACUUCAGUGAACAAUCUCCUCCGGAGGUAAAAAUACAACACACUAGGAGGUACCUACUAUACCUCUUUGGAGGGUUCUUGUUUCCUAAUACAACUGGAUUAUUUGUGCACAACUCCUGGUUGUAUUUGUUAAUGGAUUUUAAUCUAACAAGAAACUAUAGUUGGGGAUCGGCAGUGUUGACUUACCUUUAUCGUGGCUUGUGUGAGGCAUCACACCCAAAUAUAAAAGCACUAACAGGAUGUCAUUUCCUGUUACAAGUUUGGGGAUAUUGUCGGUUGAGUUAUAUCGCUCCGAAAAAUGAUAACCCACUCCAGUGGCCGCUUGGAUUAAAGUAAUCGUGAUCAAUUUUUUUUUUAAUAUUUAUUUCGUCACAUUUUCUCACUUCUUAUUAAUAUUAUUAUUUGAUAAAUUAGUUACUAAAUUGUUUAUAUCAUUUGUUAGAUGGACAGGUGCAGGUUCAAGAUAUUAUGAAAAUCCAAGCCAUGACACUAUUUCUUACCGAAAAAAGUUUGAUGACAUACUACCCCAUGAUUUUAAAUGGAGACCAUACAAGAAUGUUCCACACAACUUGCCUGAAGAAUAUUGGGAGUGGACUGCAACAAGUUACCUUAUAUGUUUUGACAAAGUUGAAUGGCAUCCAACUGAUAGGGUCAAGCUCCAAUUUGGUCUGCCACAAGAAAUACCAGGGCCCCCACGAGACAUGACACAGUACCAUGUAAUAGACAAACGGUUCAAGACGUGGUACAAAUCAAAUGGUUAUCGCUUUCCAGAAGAGUGCGAACAU
This is a messenger RNA of Medicago truncatula (barrel medic), 1317 nucleotides long. RefSeq names its product protein MAIN-LIKE 2-like. Gene Ontology annotation, biological process: meristem maintenance; meristem development. The transcript has 3 exons. Lineage: Eukaryota; Viridiplantae; Streptophyta; Magnoliopsida; Fabales; Fabaceae. Bases 89 to 868 code for a protein of 259 amino acids. The record is from RefSeq and is a predicted model, not a curated record.